Aspergillus ochraceoroseus IBT 24754 is the source of this 1536-nucleotide messenger RNA. RefSeq lists its product as uncharacterized. Gene Ontology annotation, molecular function: metal ion binding. The record is from RefSeq and is a predicted model, not a curated record. The transcript is spliced from 3 exons. NCBI's taxonomy places the organism in Eukaryota, Fungi, Ascomycota, Eurotiomycetes, Eurotiales, Aspergillaceae. The coding region runs from base 1 to 1536 and encodes 511 amino acids.
AUGUCUUCUCCACUGCGUCCCCAGUUCUUCUGUGCCCGCCCAAAUGGCACUCUCGUUCCCCUCAUUUCUGUCGACGAGCUGCCUGCCCAUCUCUCUAUUCGUGGUGCCCCCCGGGUGCUCUCCCCAAACGAAACACAAGGCAUGACUAGCCUAGGAACUCUAAGUCCAAGAGCACAGUUUUACACCGUUGAGGGAGCUGCAGCAGCCACCACUCGUCCUCCUUCCUCCAACGCUGCAAAUCAUCGCUCCCGCAAUCACGAUCUUCAGUCCUCGCUGAUGAGACUUCUCGCUGAUGAGAAUAUACCAGCAAACCAACGCCUCGCUCUCCACGCCCUUCUUCAGCAAGGUAUGCCUCAGAAUCAUCAUACGCAUACUUCUCAAGCUACCGGGUGGCUCGUGCCCAACAGUGGCGGUGGUUCUGCAAAUGGAAGUCCAAGACAGAAAGAGUACUGCUCUUACUGGAUUCGUCAUGGUGAGUGCGAUUAUCAACAGCAAGGGUGCCUCUACAAGCACGAAAUGCCUCAUGAUCCAUCGAUGCUCGAAAAACUCGGACUGCGUGACAUUCCUCGUUGGUAUCGUGAGAAAUAUGGCAUUUCAAGCAUCUUGCCAAAUGGACAUGCACAUCCACGCCCCCAUCCUGGAAAUGGUCACCAGUGGAAGGACGACAGAGCUGCAAUUAAAUCGAUCCAGUACCCUUCUCGCCUGACUAUCAACGGAGUCACCGAGUCUUCCGAACCUGAGCAUAACCCUAAGCAGAAGACCCCGACUUUCAUUCCUCAUCAGCAACAGGCUCCCUCUGUGGUCCCCGGAGGGCCCCAGAUUGCUUACCAGGGCACAAGCUCUUCCGCCACACCAGUCUCCCAGAAACAGGGACUUAAGAGCACCGCCAGCCAGCUCAACAUAGGAGGCAAGAAGAUAGGUCUAUUUACAUUCGACCGCCUUCAGGACUACACUUCGUGCAACCCCUUGGUCUACCAUCCUGCCAAAGAGAGCAGCUUUGAAGCCUCUGAUAAGGCUCAGCGUCAGGACCUCGUCCGCAACCUUCAGUCUCUUGUGCCGGCACCUAUACCCACGAAUGCAGAUUACCUUCCCAGUCCCUUCGACUCUCAUUUAGGCUCUAGCCACUCGAAGAAGAUACAAAAGUCCCGUCGCUUGUACCAGCCACGUUCCCACGAUGCAAUGCCUGAAAGUGGGCCGGACGUGAUAGAUUCGGAUUCCAUGCCAAACACACAUCAGAAUCUGGCAAUAGCCUCAUCAAGCACUGCUUCUGUCGCUUCCAAGACCACUGGGUCGCAGUUUACGAGCCCGGUAGUGGACAAUAUGCACAGCAGUACUACAUCUGAGCCUCCUACUCGUGGUGCGUCCCCUCACUCUGGAGCAUCUUUCUCUUCUGGAACUAGCCCUGGUAUUCUUCGUUCUCGCAACAAGGACAAGGCCCCCAGAAGAGCCCCAGGUGCGAUUGGUACCAAGAGGGUGUACCGUAAGAGAUCUGUCGGCUCUUCUGAGGAGGACCUUUUCGGUUUCGGAAACGAGUAA